AUGACGGAAUCCACAAGUGCAGAACGUUUGGACUACCUGCUGGAUAUGGCUUUGACCAUUCAUGAGGGCAUUGUUGAGCACGUUGAGGGCGACCAUGAACUUGACAAGCAACUCAUUUCCCACCUGAAAGAGUUGGACCACUUCAUCGUGGUGAAGAAGGCUCUGCAAGGCCGCCACGUCAACCAGCCUUGUAGCAGCGACGAUGGACUUGCUGCGGGUGGCAGCACCCCUCCGCCCACCCCUGAAACCCCUUCGACUGCUGGGCACGCCAAAAAGCAUUCAACCAGCCCCAGGAGUCAGCAUUCGCCUCCUUCCCCUUCGCUUUUCUUUUCUUCGCCCGAGCCACGAGGCACCAUAAUUUCAGCACCUGUACGACGAAAAGCCACUCGCCGGAUCCGAGGAGAAACGAAAGCUUCCAAGGCUCUGCGCAAGAUGCGGGAUGCAGUACCCUAUGCAAGCUGGGUUGACAAGCCCAAAUGA
Fusarium mangiferae is the source of this 480-nucleotide messenger RNA. RefSeq lists its product as uncharacterized. The transcript has a single exon. NCBI's taxonomy places the organism in Eukaryota, Fungi, Ascomycota, Sordariomycetes, Hypocreales, Nectriaceae. The record is from RefSeq and is a predicted model, not a curated record. The coding region runs from base 1 to 480 and encodes 159 amino acids.